Messenger RNA from Cloeon dipterum, 2614 nucleotides. RefSeq lists its product as uncharacterized. The transcript is spliced from 12 exons. Gene Ontology annotation, molecular function: zinc ion binding. NCBI's taxonomy places the organism in Eukaryota, Metazoa, Arthropoda, Insecta, Ephemeroptera, Baetidae. The record is from RefSeq and is a predicted model, not a curated record. The coding region runs from base 378 to 2219 and encodes 613 amino acids.
UUUCGAUUAGGUCAUUUUCUCGCUCGCCCUCGUCGCCACAACAAAAGGAAGAGACGAGUGAGACGAAAAACAUUUUGCUGCCCGUCUCAUCGCCCUUAACUCGGCAUUAGCUGUGCUUAGGACCGAAGGUCGGGUCCUCGACCUUACUCGGAUUAGAGUACAACAUACCACGGACUGGCGCGUCCCAAGUGAGUGCUGCGGUUGCGAGGAAAGUUUCCGCACAUCCGUCGAUAAUCGUAGCUAGUUGCCCCAUGUAACAUGUCGUCCAGGUCCCGAGAUGGUCUUGAUGAAACUCUUUGACCUUACUUCGCAGUUCGACUUUGUCCCGCCUAGUGUUGAUUGUUUGGGACUAAAAACAUACGACAUCGGCAAACAUAAUGGACAGAGUGCUUUCGCUCUCGUCUGACGGUCAUUUUUCUGUGUCGUCUGUAUUGAUGAAGUUUGGCCUAAUGUCCUGGGGCAACAAGAGUUCUAAUUGCCUGGACAACUGUUCAGGUCAUGGCGAGUGCCAUAAUGGCACCUGCGUCUGCGAGAUCCAAUAUGAGGGCGAGGUGUGUCGGACGCCCAACUUCAGCUACCACGCUGCAUUCGCGUCGAUUUUCUUCUUUCUGGCACUGGUGUGCCUCAUUCAGCUGAUAAUGUGCAUCGCAGCCGAGUUCCAGAAAAUGAAGACCCCUUCCUUGUGGCGAGCGUGUCGAAUCACGACUCAGAAACUGCUGUACAUAGUAGUUUUUCUGGCUACCAUCAUCAGAGGCGCAUACUUUACCUCACCAAAUACUGAAGAUGGCUGGCCAAGGACGAUGAUGAGUGCUUUUUACCCGCUUCUCUUGUCUGGAUCAUCCCUAAUUGUAUGCUUCUGGGCAGAAUUGUUUCACUUGCAAGACGUGCGAUGUGAAAGACCACAGUUUCUGUCUAAAUCCUUUCUAGGAUUUGUCAUUUUCAACAUAAUAUCAUACUUUUUCCUGAUAAUCGAGCUCGUCACCACAACUAAGAUUGCUCCUACUGCUGAAGAAAGGAAUUUCUAUGUUCACGUCUUCAAUGGAUGCUACGCAGUUCUUCUCUUCAUUGUGGUCGUAUUUUUCCUUAUCUAUGGAGUAGAGGUGUAUUUCAAGGUCCGAGGUGGAUUCAUCUGCGAGCAUGAGGCAUCCGUGAUGGCAAUGACGUUAGCCAACCGUUGGACUAACCGAGAAAAUGGCAAGGGCAAGAAACAAAAGGCCAAAGCAUCUACCAGCAAAGAGGAGGAUGGCGCUUCGUCCAGCAGACUGCUCGACAAGAACUUUGAACCGCAAAUCAGCAGAAAAAUUGACACCUCUCAGCUGCAUCAGUCUCGACUUGGCUUAGUCUCGCAAGCAAUUAUGCUCUUUAUUGUCGUUGGCUUCCUUUUCAGCGAAACACUCAGCGAAUUUUGGAAGUCAAAGGUUCCUAUCGUCAGUCGAAAUUGGCAUGACAUUCUAUUCCACAUCGUUGAAAUUGGAGUUGUUUUGUGGUUCCCUUGUGUUCUGUGGAACUGCAUUAGUCCGGAGCAACUGUGGAUUUUGAAUCCAAAGAAACUUAUUAAGAUCGAGGCUGAUUUUAGCAGCACAGCUGAAGCCAAGGAGAAAUCAACCGACUCAGAUGGCGAAGAAUCUGAUUGUGAAGACGGACUUGAUUGCUGGAUUUGCUAUGAUCCUGAAAGGAAAGAUGCCGGCCCACUCAUUAAGCCAUGCCAGUGUAGAGGAGACGUAAGCAACGUGCAUCACAAUUGUCUACGACGAUGGUUGGUUGAGAGCGCCCUUGAUGAUCCCAAAUCUCCAGCAAGUGACAAGCUGCGCUGCAAAGUUUGUGGCUCCGCCUAUCAGGUUGAGCAAAGUUCUCACUUGGACUGGCAACAAGGAUUCACUCUGCACCACUGGCUCCAGACCUCGGCAAUUGUCACAGCAAUGUGUAUCAGUGCUGCUGUCGCUUGGGUGCUCGUGCAGUUCUUUACUGAGCCAUUCAUCAGGCUUCUAGCCAUCGGUGGCUCACUGUUGGUCUUUUACAUAGGAAUGAGAUUUCUGGGUUUGAACACAGCCACAGCAUAUGAGCGUGCUAAAGUAUCGGCGCUGAACAUAGUGGGUCAAACUCCAACUCAGUCUCCGACCCCUAGUGAGUGUAACAACUUAGCAGUGAACACCAUCAGCGAGACUAUAGCUGUCAAUCUGCAGUCUUCUAACUCUGGUCUACUUAGCAGCAAAAAAUAACCUUUUUUGUGCUUGUGUGUGUCAAUUGAAAUUAUUGGUGUUUCUUGGCUUUCAGUCAUUAAGGGUCUUGUUAAAACCAGGAGGCAUAAUAUCACUCGGAUUUUAAUGUAUCUUUUUGAAAGUAAUACUGAAUGUUAGUGAAAAAGCGUAGAGCAUAUUUCUUAUAUUAGAAUAUGAGAGGACUGAUUUUAAGUACAUAAGGAAUUGGCAUGUUGAUCCCAGAUUGUAUUUUACCUAAUGUCAAUCUACUUUGAAUUCAUAAGCAUUUCUUUUUGAGUUUAUCAAUUGUGGAAACGACAUAACAUAUUUAAACUCAAAUAUGUGAUAGACAUAUAUGUGGAUUGUAAAAUAAUAGGUAAUAAAUUAGUCUGAUCGCAAAAUGAAAUGCACUUUGA